Messenger RNA from Mytilus trossulus (common blue mussel), 5952 nucleotides. RefSeq names its product phospholipase DDHD2-like. Lineage: Eukaryota; Metazoa; Mollusca; Bivalvia; Mytilida; Mytilidae. The transcript has 21 exons. The record is from RefSeq and is a predicted model, not a curated record. Gene Ontology annotation, molecular function: glycerophospholipase activity; metal ion binding; protein binding. Gene Ontology annotation, cellular component: cytoplasm; COPII-coated ER to Golgi transport vesicle. The coding region runs from base 87 to 3296 and encodes 1069 amino acids.
GACUAAGAUCAAAUUUACACGUUAAUUGUCUCCAAUACCGAAGAGUUGUCAAUGACGUGUGCCGAUUCUUGACAGCAGAAACACUUAUGGCAGAUAGAGGAAAUAAAGACUCUACACCUCCACCGCUUUUACUAAUGCCUGCUGGAGGGGGUUUAACCCUUAAUCCUCCUGAUAAUCAGAAUCUUCUGAUGCCUGUCGUUCAAAGCGAACCUUCACUGCUAGAUUCAGAAGAAGAAGGAGAAGCUGACAGUUUUGUUGGACAAGAGCCUAGUAAUAAUCCCUUCCAGAAUGUUGGUGGUUCAGACCCCUUUGCUAAUGUUGGACACAACCCUUUUCCUUCAAAACAAAUACCCAGUUCAAUACCACAAAGGUUCAACAGUCAGACUCCUCCACAGAGAGCUAGUCCAGGACCAGGACAAAUGGGAACACCAGGUCAAUUUCCUGGAAAUAGAACACCUGGUCAGAUACCUGGUAUGGGAACACCUGGCCAGAUACAUGGUAUGGGGACACCUGGCCAGAUGCCUGGGUUUGGAACACCUGGACAGAUACCAAGACAUGGUGGACCACCAUCUACAGGUUCUACACCACAGAAUGCUUUUAGACGAAAGGAUGCUGGCAAAAUGAAAUAUGCAAUGCCUCCAGAAACUUUAACUCCUGUUCCUAACAUGUUUCAACAACCACCAGGAGCACAGAGAUUCCCAGGGCCAACAUCAAAUCCCCUACCCCCCUCACCAUUCACACCACCAGUGGCUCAAGUAGCACCCACAAUGUCAUCAGGGUACAAUAUGGAAGGGGGCUUUAAUGGUCAACAACAACCUGGGUUCAAUAGUCAACAGCCCUCUGGGUAUUACAGUUCAGCACAGCCUGCUCCAUAUAAUACAGGGGACCAGGGUAUUUAUCAACCAGUUACUCCACAUUGGUGCUAUAGUAAGAGAGUGGAACUGAAGGAAUGUUGGUUUACCUUUUCACUGAUUGACAGUAUAAAAUUAGAGGAAGCUUACAAUUCUGGUAAUGACACUUUAGACAUACCAACUGAUGGGGGAAGAUAUGAUGUCAAUAUAUCACAGAGGACAAAGAAAUCUGUGUAUUGGGAUGAUGAUAUGCCAUCCUCUGUACGCAGGUGUACUUGGUUCUUUAAGAGAGAAUUAGACAGUAGAUAUGUACCUUAUGAAGAACAGUUUGCCCAGCAGAUUGAGAAUGAAUACAGAAAUGCAGUGUUAAAUAAUACAUGGCAUAAAAGACUUGAGUUCCCAGGAGGGGAGACAAUCGUGAUGCAUAAUGCCAAUGUGAUUGUACAUUUCACAGCGUCUUCACAGCCUGACGAGUGGGGGAUGGUUCAGGGCAUGUCUCCUAUGGUGGGAGAAGGGAUGAGACCAAGAGUAGUUAAAAGAGGUGUAGAAGAUUUUGCAACAAUUGAAGAUGGAGAACCAUCUCAGGUAGACCAUGUUGUAUUUGUUGUGCAUGGUAUAGGAAAAUUCUGUGACGUUAAAUUUAGAAAUAUUGUGGAAUGUGUUGAUGACUUCCGUUCAAUAUCACUAGAACUACAGAACAGCCAUUUUAGGAAGUAUAAGGAUGAGAAUAGAAUCGGCAGAGUUGAAUUCCUUCCUGUUCUUUGGCAUUCUGUGUUACAUGGAGAUGCCACUGGUGUAGAUCAACGGCUGAAGGCUAUCACUUUACCAAGCACUCAGAAGCUUCGUAACUUUGUUAAUGACACCCUGAUGGAUAUCUUGUUUUAUACUAGUCCAGUUUAUGCACAGUGUAUAGCAGACACAGUUGGCACAGAGAUGAACAGAUUAUAUCAGCUAUUUUGUAACAGAAAUCCCAGCUUUCAGGGAGCAGUGUCUGUUGCAGGGCAUAGUUUAGGGUGUUGUGUAUUGUUUGACCUACUUCUUCACCAGAAGGAUGAGGAUACUGAUGACACUCCCACACAUGAGCAGUAUGUCCCUCCAACACAACCAGAAGUUAUACAACCUGUAGAAACAUUGAAUGGGGAGCUUGAAGAAGAUACUGAAGAAGAAGCCGAGAUGACAUUAGAAGAUCUUCUGGCUAAAGUUGGACUGAAAGAGAAAGUAAAGGUGUUUAACGAUGAACAGAUUGACAUGGAAGCUCUGACAAUGUGUAGUGAAAGUGAUCUUAAAGACCUAGGUUUACCCAUGGGUCCAAGGAAGAAACUUCAGGGUAUUCUCAAAGAAGAACAACAAAAAAAGGUAAACAAGAAACAAUCAGCAGAUAAAAAGAAGAAAGCAGAAGAAGAAAGAAGAAUUAGACAACAGAUAGAACAGGAAAUGCAAAAACAACAAGAAGCUAGUCAACAAAGUAGUCCUCACAGAUCUUCUAGUAUGACUGUAGAUUAUUUAUUGGGAUCUGCAGGAACAGGGCAACCAUCUGUUAAAUAUCCUCAGUUAGACUUCCAACCAAAUUCCCUGUUUGCUUUUGGUUCACCCAUUGGUAUAUUCCUAUCAGCCAGAGGAGUACAGAAUAUAGGGGAAGAUUUCAAACUCCCUACCUGUCCCAGAGUAUUCAAUGUCUUUCAUCCAUUUGAUCCUGUUGCCUAUAGAUUGGAACCUCUAGUCAAUGCAUAUACAUCCAGUUGUAAACCUGUGUUAAUUCCACAUCAUAAAGGCAGAAAAAGACUUCAUUUAGAACUGAAAGAGAGUUUAACUAGAGUAGGAGCAGAUAUAAAACAUAAAAUAAUGGAAUCAUUGAAGAGUACAUGGAAUUCUAUAAAUGAAUUCGCCAAAGCUCACAAAUCUUCUCAGCUAUCAUUAGAAGAACAAGUAGAUUCUCAGAUGUCGUCUGUCAUGCAUGACUUAGACGAUGAUAAGUCAGAUACAGCUUCACAAGUAUCAAACUAUGAAGAUGACAUGGUAGUAGGACAAUUAAAUGAAGGUCGUAGGAUAGACUAUGUGCUACAGGAACGACCUAUAGAAAGCUUUAACGAUUAUAUAUUUGCAUUAACUAGUCAUGGAUGUUAUUGGGAGUCAGAGGACACAGUGUUAUUAGUGUUAAGAGAAAUAUAUGGACCUUUAGGAAUGAUGCCACAAAUGCCUGGACCAGAUUCAUCUAAGAACUCUUUCCCCUCAGGACCUGUACCAUUAUACAAUAAACCACAGGGUGGUGUUGGACCUCCUCCUCCUCAAUUCACACAAGCAGUGCCCCCUAUGGGACAUUCUCCUAGUGUGCCUCAAAUGUCAGCUGGACUGCCUCCUCAGUCUAUUAAUAGACCUAUGUCGGCACCUCCACCACCCAGCCAUAAUUUUGGUCCUCCUCCAAUGCAAGGAUUUCUUAAGAAAUAAUGUAUUGAAAUAAUGCUGUGAUGUUUUUAUUAUUGAUGAAAAGGUAAAUGGAAAGUCUUGCUGAAAAUAAUACUGUUUGUUAGUGACAGUUACAGAAUACGCUGAAAUUUCUUUAAAUUUAUCAGGCAUUAGCAUAAUUUGACAUAUAUUUUGCCACACCAGUAUAUUUUUAAACUUUUGUAAAUGAUACAUGUAUUUUUUUAUAAUGGAACCAAAAUUGCAUGUGCAAACAAAUUAUAAGGACAGAUGGGUUUUAUCUGUUUGAAGAUAUAGUUUUUGGUUUUAUAUAUAAUUUAAGCAUCUUCUAAAAAAAAGUUCUUUACUAUCCUCAAAAUUAACUUUGGUAUCAAUAAAUUGGUUCCAAGUUAGCUUUUUGUUGGUUUUUGAAGCAUAAUAUUGAAAUAAUGAAGUUACCUUAAAAUUUAAAAGAAUUAACAUUGGUGUUAAGAAUGUAUACAAUUGAAGUUGAAUUGGUGAUAAGAAUAUAUACUUUUUAUGUUACAUGAGCUGAGAAGCAUUUAAGAAACAAGUCAUUAUUAGUGAAGUCGUUUGAUAUCAAUGUCAUAUGUUUCAUAUGGUAUUCAUUGAACUAAAAUAAUGGUGUAUGUCAUUAGAUAUUUAUUCAUGUCAUCUCAAAUCUGUAUAAGGUUUAUUGUUUAUUUUAACAUGAUUUUAAGUUGGUGCAAUAUGUUUUCAUGAUUAGCAUGAUUAGUAUAUAUAAUAUCAAGGUUUAGCAGCAUUAUAACAUUUUCAGUGAAGUCCUGCUUAAAUAUAUUAAUUUUGAGAAUGUUUAAUUCAACAUCAAUCUCUGGGUAUUGUCAUCAAUUUUUCCCUGCAUGGUAACCAUGGGUGCAUUCCAAAUUAUUAUUUUGCAAUAACCCCCCUCUUGAAAACAUAAUCAUUUAAUCUGCAUUAUUAUGUGUGAAUGAAUUUCUGAAUACUCCUUACAUGACUUGAGAGUUUAUUCAUAUUUUAUCAUUUAUAUUUCAGUAAUUGAAAGUUAUCUUUUUACUUUGUUUAUUUUCUGUUUUCUGUAAUUUUUGUAGAGAAUUAUUUUUAUUUAACAUUCCAGUAUUUAAGUGGUAUUAUUCUUCCAAAUUUUUUAGGGUUUGUUUUUGAGGAAUUAAAGAGUUUUGGUUUAAGUUAUAUACAUUCAAUUUAAUAUUUACAAAAAAAGAAGGUUGUCUCUUAUGUAUACAUCAACCAAUAUUCUUUUGAAUGUUAUAUAAAUAAAGGUUGUAGUUAGUGAGAGGUCUGAGCGAAAGAUUUAAGUACAAUUUUGAAAAUGGAUAUCUAGUUGUUCUUCACAUACAUAUACUCUGCAAUACCUUAUAGAUAUAUGUAUCUUCCAUUAAAUACAUACUAUUUAUAUAUGAAUUCACAGUAACUCAUGUCUCUGUUGGGAAGUUUGUCUCUUUUACAUCAAAGAAUAUGUGAGAAUAUCCCUUACUGUCAAAGGACCUAGCUUCAAUGUUAUAUAUGUAUUUGUACUAAAGUAAGGUUGUGGUCAAACUGAAAAAAAGACUGUUAGUGCAAGUUUAAGAAUGAUUCAGUGCUAAAUAAAUAAAAUAUUUAACAUGAAGUGUGUUAUAAAUGAAAUGAAGUGAUGUUUGCAUGAAAUUACAUUAGAUGCAUGUUUCAUUAUACAUUGUAAAUGAUAUUUUGAUUGGCUAACUGCACAUCACAUGUUAUUCCAUGGAAUUGCAUUACUCAAUAAAACUUAUCAUUCAUGAUAACACAAGGUCCCACAUAAAGUGCACAUGUGAAUUAUAUUUAAAAAAUUGAUAAAAGUCGUCUUGUCAUGAUCCUAGCUAAAAAAUGCUUCUUUUUGUAACUUCAUAGGGCUGUAAGAAGUUUCCGUGCUUCAUACAAAAUGUACUUUGGUCAACGCUUUUACACCCCAAUGAAGUUACAAAAAGAAGCAUUCAAUACUUAAAUAAAUGUUUGAUUGAAACAAAUCUGGCAAAUAUAAAGCAAAUAAAAAUAAGGGCAAUUCUAUAUUCAUAUAUUAAUCAAAAAUAUUGUUUCAUUUUACUUUUAAAUCGAAGAAGCUUAUUUUUAACCAUACAAAAGCUACCACCAAAUUACAAAUAAAUAACUGCCAUUAAAUUUCAACUACAUGCUUUUGAAAAAUUAUACCUAGUCAUUUGAACAAUUUUGUUUCUGUUCAAGAAGUCACUUCACUUCUGAUAUCAAUAAUUGUUUUAAAACCAAAAUAAAAAGACAUGAAAGCAAAUAUCAUACUUUUUUCACAGAAUAUUUUUAACUUCAAAAUUUAUUAUGUAUGACUGCAAGAAGCAUAUUUUUUGUAAUAUUCUACUUGGCAUAAACCAAAUACAUUUUAUUUUUUUACUUGAACUUAAUAUUGUUUUACAAUUAGACAUAAUAUAUUGUAUGACAAUUCAUGAUGAAGUCAAAUCAUCUCUGUAUUGACUAUGUACCUGUUGAAAUGUUUAUUUCACAGUAUAAAAAGUUUUUUUCAUGUCCAUGUAGUGAUUUUGAGAAUGAGUUAAUACACCAUAAUCUUUCUUUUUUUUAAAUGCGAUAUCACAAGAUUAAACAAAUGAUACAAAACAUUGUAUGUUUUGAUUGUUGAAGGUGUGUCUUCAUAAAUAUGUACAUAAGUAUAAAUUAUUAAAAUUUUAACGGUGCUGUA